AUGGACGGGGCGGCUCGGAGGGGGGCCCUGGCUGCUCUGCCGCUGCUACUGCUGCUGGCAGCGGCUUGCUGGCCGGUGCCGGGCGCCGGAGGCUCGCCAACCCCUCCCGGAGCCGCCCCCCAGGACACUUGCACCUCGUGCGGCUUCCGGAGGCCCCCCGAGGAGCCUGGCACGGUGGACGGCGAUUUCUUGCAGGCCGUCAAGAGGCACAUCCUGAGCCGCCUGCAGAUGCGCGACCGGCCCAACAUCACCCACGCCGUGCCCAAGGCGGCCAUGGUCACGGCGCUGCGCAAGCUGCAUGCCGGCAAGGUGCGCGACGACGGCCGCGUCGAGAUCCCCAGCCUGGACGGGCAGGCCAGCGCCGGGCCCCCGGCUCACGAGCAGACCUCCGAGAUCAUCAGCUUCGCCGAGACAGAUGACCUGGCCUCCUCCAGAGUGCGCCUCCAUUUCUUCAUCUCCAAUGAAGGGAAUCAGAACUUGUUUGUCGUUCAGGCCAGCCUGUGGCUUUACUUGAAGCUGCUUCCGUAUGUCUUGGAGAAAGGCAGCCGGCGAAAAGUUCGAGUCAAAGUGUAUUUCCAAGACUUGGACACUACUGACAAGUGGAAUGUGGUUGAAAAGAAAGUGGAUCUCAAAAAAAGUGGUUGGCAUACAUUUCCCAUGACAGAAGCAAUCCAGGCUCUGUUUGAGAAAGGAGAAAGGAGACUGAACUUGGACAUUCAGUGUGAAGGUUGUGAAGAGUUUUCAGUGCUGCCAGUUUAUGUGGAACACGAGGAUGAAUCUCACCGGCCUUUUGUCGUCGUGCAAGCCCGGUUGGCUGACAACAAACAUAGAAUCCGGAAAAGGGGCCUGGAAUGUGAUGGCAGGACCGAUUUAUGUUGCAGGCAACAGUUUUACAUUGACUUCAGACACAUUGGGUGGAAUGACUGGAUCAUAGCACCAUUGGGUUACUAUGGGAAUUACUGUGAAGGGAACUGCCCAAACUAUUUGGCUGGCAUCCCAGGAUCAGCGUCCUCUUUUCACACUGCAGUAGUGAAUCAGUACCGCAUACGAAAGCUGAACCCAAACGCCGUGAACUCCUGCUGCAUCCCAACCAAACUUAGCUCAAUGUCCAUGCUGUACUUUGACGAUGAAUACAACAUCGUGAAGAGGGACGUUCCUAAUAUGAUUGUGGAAGAAUGUGGUUGUGCCUGAGUUGGAGGGUGCUCUGAAAGGGGAGGGAAUGGGGGGGGAGGAGAGUAUGUUCUCACAGUGAAUGAAACUGGGAGGGUGUUUUGCUGUGUUUCUUCCUUCCAGGCAUGGAUGUUCAAGUCACUGCAGCCACAGCCGCAUUAGCAAUGACAAAGAUAUAUUAUCAUUUCAUCUGUUGUCAGGACAGUGACAGUUUGUGGGUCUUGGACCUGAAAAUGCGCUACCACUUAUAAACAAAUGCUAUGAAGUACCUUAGUCCCACCCACACCCCCAAGGACACAGGCACAUCCCUGCACACACACAAAACAGCUUGGCAGAGGAGGGAAGGUGCUCACAGGAAGGUAGUCAUGUCUGCCAGUGAUAAAAAAGUGAAUGAGCCAUUCAUUGUUUCUUCUAUCAACCAGCUGUGUCUGGGAGGGAACCAUUGGGAAGUGCAAGUAAAAAAAUAAUAUAUUGUCAUGUUCAGCUAUUUAAGUGACCAAACAUACAAAUGACCACUGUCACCUCUAAGGUCUAAAAAGGAAGUUUCAGGCUGCCUCCUUAAACAAGGCAAGCCCUUCUUACUGAGGUUAAAGAAUAUUUUUUUUACAGAAUCACAAAUGGCCUAUAGCACUUCCAAUGUAGAAUACUGAUAAAACCACAGAGAGAGGAGAAGAAAGAAGUAUAUAUAUCUAAACAGGUACAUGAUAACAGUGGCAUUGUUCCUCUGAAUGAUGAAUCCAUGUGAUUUCAUGUUUCAGCACACCACUAGAUUCUCCCACCCCACCCACAUUGACUUGCUUUCCUUGCUGUGUGAUCCAAAAAAGGGGUCGAUCCAUCCUUCUCCCCGCACCUUUUUUUGUUCGCCAUUCCUAUUUCCCAUCUUCAUGUUUCUCAGAACAAUGGCAACACUGAAAGUUGCAAUUUGUGUUCCGCUGCAGGGGAUUUAGCAAGAGCAUGUUUGGGACAAUCAGGGAGGAGGACAGGGAAAAACCUGUGAUAUGACACAUCAACCCAUGAACCCUUAAGAGGAAUUACAGUCACAUGAUGGAUACAUUUCUGGGGAGAGAAAAUGCAGCACAUUUUGUAACAGGCAAGGAACGUUUUAACAAAUCCUGGGGAAGAGAAAGAGAGAAAGCGUGAGAGUCAGACCAAGGAGUUUAUAUUCCAGUUUCCUUCCUGGAUGGUACUGGGGAUGGUUGCAGAGCUCCAAACCCACUGCUACAGCAUAGCACUCGCAAACUGCUUGAAUGCACGUUAUAUAGCACUUGCCGAUUCCAAUGCCUUGAACGGUUGGCACUUGACUGUGCACUUCUCUUUGCUCACUAUCUCUAGGUUCUAAACAAGUGCCGCAUGAGCUAUGCAAUUUAAAGUGUUGACCCAUACUAGAUGAAAACUGGACUGAAAAUGAGAUGAUUUUUUAUAUUUUUUUUAUACUUGAAAUUAAAUCUUUUGCUUCUUUUUUUAAAAGCGAAUGAUUGCUUUUCAUGUUUGCACUGAUGUAGUUGCAUGACUUAGUCAAAAGAAACUGCCAUUUGAAAAAAAAGGUUAUUUUUAUAGCAACAAGAAAAAAAAUGAAUACAGUGAAAUGUAUUAUACAUAACAUUUUGGAACCAAAGAGGCCAACAUAUUAAUUGUAAUUUUUUUCAGGUGGCAAGGCCAUCAUAUAUCUAUAUAUCAUGUAAUGAUAACAAUCUCUUGUGAGGCCUACCAAUUUGUGUUUUCAGGGUACAAAUGGAUUCCAUUGUGUUUGGGUCAGUGUCUUUUCUAUACCAUCAUACAUACCAGGCAUUGCAAGAUGUGCGUAGUUUUUUUUUUUAAAAAAGAAAACCCAAUUGUUGUUUAUUUAAUAAAGUCCCUUGUAGAAUCUGUUCCAUAAUAAUUUAAAUACCAAACAAAUUUCACUUAGGUUUGCUGUCAGAGUAUUUUACAUUUGUGUACAGUUUAAGUAAAUAAAACAAAGCAGGAAAAAA
Eublepharis macularius is the source of this 3140-nucleotide messenger RNA. It is a transcript of the gene INHBB, whose product is annotated as inhibin subunit beta B. The transcript is spliced from 2 exons. Gene Ontology annotation, cellular component: extracellular region. Lineage: Eukaryota; Metazoa; Chordata; Lepidosauria; Squamata; Eublepharidae. Gene Ontology annotation, biological process: BMP signaling pathway; SMAD protein signal transduction. The record is from RefSeq and is a predicted model, not a curated record. Bases 1 to 1191 code for a protein of 396 amino acids. Gene Ontology annotation, molecular function: growth factor activity; cytokine activity.